AAAAAGAAAAAGCUUUUAGUUAAAAAAAAAGAGAGAGAGAAAAUCUGAAGAAGGAAAAGAAGUAAAACCGACACGGCGCCAUCAAUGGAAAGUGGGAAAGCUCCUGAUAUUUCGGUGAUUUCGACGAAAUUUAAAACCGAUGCCAAAAUCAAAAGCAGACCAGACUUUUUUUUAAUUUUUUUCUUUUGAAAAGCAGGAAAUAGUGUUCCAAAGGGAAGGAAAAACACCAGCAAAGUGCUUGUCCCGAACCCAGAAAAUACAGAGAACAACAGCGCCAGCGGCAACCAACAAUCACCAAGAAAGAAACAAGAACACAAUAAACCAGAACAGCAAACCAACCCCAGAAGACAACCAGUAGCUUCACUGACCGCAUCACUCCACCCUUAGCAAGCCGAUCAGCAAGAUGAUUAGCAGACCUUGAACCGAGACUUUGACCGCCGCCCGGUCCCUCGCAAUCCAAAGGUUUUAAAUUGACUAAUUGACUGAGAAUCAGAGUUAAGGUGUUGAGUGUCUUAAGAGUUUAAUUAUGGGACCCGACUUAAAGCUGACAGAGAAAUCCGAAGCCAUAGUGAAAGUGGUUUUGACUAAUAAGAAAAAAGGAAACUUGGCUCAAAAUCAAGAAGAUAAGGGGGUGCAAGGAAACAUGGAUGUAGAGGUUGAUGUUACGGAACAUAUGAAUUGUAGUGAGCUCGAGAUGAUUGAUGUUGAAUGCCAGGAUGCUACUGAGUAUUCGAGUUCUUUUGAUGACACAGAAUCAGGGGAUGAGAAUGGUUUGGUAGUGAAUGAUGAUCUUGAAGUUGAAUCACCACUGUACGACACAAGGUUGUUCAGAUCGUUGUUUGAUGGAUGUGAUGGACCGUUGCAGAUGGGGAAGAGAAGGUUAACAGACCACUGGAGGAGGUUUAUACAUCCUCUUAUGUGGCGCUGCAAAUGGUUAGAAGUAAAACUACAUGACUUUAAGUCUCAGGCACUCAAGUAUGAGAGAGAACUUGCCAAAUAUGGUCAAAGCGAGCAGUUUGAAUUUGGAAAGGUUACCUUUCAAGGCUUUGAUGCAGAGUUGCAAGCUUUUCCUUCAAGAAUUCAAAAGAAGGAAGUAAUGAAGAGGAAGAAAAGAAAACGAGUAGAAGAUACUGCUGAUGUUGCAUCAUACAUGUCUGAUCAUAAUAUAUUCUCCUAUUAUGAAAGUAAGAAGUCUGUUGUUGCUUCUUCUGCUCUGGAUGAUGAUUGGGGUGAAGAUAAUAAAACAAUCAAUGGCUAUGAUGAUGUUGGUGGAUGGCCAUUUUUUAAAUCUAGAGAUGGUGAUACUUGGUCAGAACAGAUCCUUCGGAAUAUUGAAGUGCUACGGUCAAGAAUACAAAAACUAAAGACCCGAAUGGACAAGUUGAUGACUGAAAGUCCUCAAAAGUUCUCAUCAAUCAAUAUGUUGAGUUCGGUUGUACCAUGUGAUGUAUUGAACAAUUCUAGAAAUCAUCUUUCCCCUGAGAAAGGAGAUGGAAAUAGUUCACAAUGUACUACGUCGCAGCAUGAAUCUGAGUGUGACAUGAGGGAUAAUUUUAUGCCUGGAAGUGCAGUUUCAAGUCAUGGAGUGGUGGCCCCCCUUCCUGAUAUGAUCAGGAGCAUGAGUAGGCGUCUGCUUGAGAUUUCCUGUGAAAAUAUUGAGGGAGAAAUUCUAAUACCUAACCAGGCAGCCAAGGAGGAGUUGUGUAAUUUUGGAAGUGCUAUAAGUCAGCAGGCGGAGAAGCCUCACAUAUCCAGGAGAAGCUGAAAACUUUUUCUCUUGUCCAGGCUCCUGGAGACACUUUUUCAAGUCCAAGCAAUCUGAUGAUAAGAGAAGGACCAGAUGGGAGCAAAAAUUAGGCUUAGGUAGUCGAGCUGGAGAUCCUCAGGUUAGCUGGAUUCUCUCAGUUAAAUAUAGCUUCUAUUCAUAUUCGAGGAGAUGGAAUAUCCUAUAAAACAAGAGGUCAACCUUUUCAGCUUUGAUGAUGAUACGUUCACUAAUGUCAAGUGUAUAUUCUGCUAUCCUCUGCAACUCACACUUGUAUAUGCUAUUUCUCAGUUUUGCUGAAACAUAAAUGUUAAGUUCAGAUGCUGUGCAGUAUCUAGAUUACUAUGAUCUGUUUUGGUUGAUAUUA
This is a messenger RNA of Theobroma cacao (cacao), 2132 nucleotides long. The record is from RefSeq and is a predicted model, not a curated record. NCBI's taxonomy places the organism in Eukaryota, Viridiplantae, Streptophyta, Magnoliopsida, Malvales, Malvaceae.